Molecule: messenger RNA, 3938 nt
Organism: Cyprinus carpio (common carp)
Lineage: Eukaryota; Metazoa; Chordata; Actinopteri; Cypriniformes; Cyprinidae
Product: transcription elongation regulator 1-like
Exons: 20
Cellular component (GO): nucleus
Molecular function (GO): transcription coregulator activity; RNA polymerase binding
Source: RefSeq, a predicted model, not a curated record
UUAUUUUUAAACAGCAUUUGAAAUCCUUUCGGUAGUCGUGCUCGAGUCUCCAACGGAAAUGCGUCAAGGGGACUUUUAUUGUAUUCCCGUUAUGGCGGAGCACACAGAGGCAGACGGCAUUGGCCUGGCCGCUAACAGCAUGGCCCAGCAGCCAGCAAUCCGUUUCUCUGCCACCGCCCCUCCUCCUGCCAACCCCUCCACCCGCAGGCAGCCUUUACUGAGCACCCCUGUGCCUCCCUUUCCUAUGAUGAGGGGUCCUCCACCUCCUGCCCGGCCGCCCUUCGGACGGAUUCCCUUUGACCCCAGUGUGCCCCCUCCCAUGGGUGCCCCUCCUUUACAGAGACCCCCGUUUAUGCCUCCACCUGGAGGAUCCAUGCCGCCUCCACCUGGCAUGAUUUUCCCUCCAGGAAUACCACCUACAGCCGCUCCUGCUCCUUCUACAGAAGAAAUCUGGGUAGAGAAUAAGAGUCCUGAGGGAAAGGUGUAUUAUUACAAUGCACGUACAAGGGAGUCAUCCUGGACGAAGCCUGAAGGAGUGAAGAUGAUCCAUCAGGCUGAGCUGGGUCCAAUGAUGCUGAGCCAGGCAGCGGCGGCAGCCAGCGGGGGUUCAAGCGGGCCUGGUCCAUCUGUCAGCAUCCCAGCUGCAGCCAACAGCACUACAACCACACACACCUCCCAGAGCCCCUCCACGGUCAUGAGCUCCACCUCCUCUCCCAGCAUCACAGCAGCCUCACCUCUCCUCCCAACACCUGUGUCAGUUCCACACAAACAAAAAAACCACCACUCAAACAGCAAAACCACAGCCCCCAGUGCCAUGGCAACCACAAUAGCAGCUGUCAAUCCUCCAAUGGUUACGGUUGCAAUGACUACAGGACCACCACCUCUGCCAGUGGCAUUGCCCCAUGCUGUGCCGCAGCCCACUGCUCCAAUGCCAGGAUUCCCUCCUGUCAUGGUGCCACCCUUCAGAGUGCCCAUGCCUGGCAUGCCCAUUCCACUGCCCGGUAUGCUCCCUGGCAUGGCACCACCCUUGGUACCCAUGAUGCCCCAUCAAAUGGCAAUGGCUGGGCCCUCAGGACUGCCCGGAGCUCUGAGUACAUCUGACUGGACUGAGUUUAAAACCCCUGAGGGAAAAUCCUACUACUACAAUAAACACACACAAGAGACCACCUGGGUCAAACCAGAGGUCCUCAAAGAGACAGAAAAAGCGAGUGAGAAGAUCAAAGAUGCAGUUCUUGACAUGAUUGAUGCUGAAAUCAUGGACAUGCAAGAUGGAAGCCCAAAAAUUGAGCCAAAAAAAAAAAAGAAAUAGGAGCUGAAAGAGGAAGAGAUGACAGAGGAACAGAAGGCUGCGAAAAAGGCAAAGCCUGUUGCAACAACACCUAUUCCUGGCACGCCAUGGUGUGUGGUGUGGACGGGCGAUGAGCGGGUGUUCUUUUAUAACCCAACCACGCGUCUGUCCAUGUGGGAGCGGCCGGAGGAGCUGGUGGGACGGGUUGAUGUAGAUAAAGCGAUUCAGGAACCUCCCCACAAAAGAGGCCUGGACAACAGCCACAAACUGGUGCUGGCUAAAGAGGAGCAGGAGUUUGCUGUAGCAGAAGACAUACCUGAUGAUGAACCCAGCAAGGCCAAGAGACGAAAGAUAGAGGAGAAGAAGGAGGCUGACUCGGAGAAGGAGGCAGCUAUGGAGGCAGAGCUUAAGGCAGCACGUGAGAGAGCCGUGGUACCUCAGGAAGCUCGGAUGAAUCAGUUUAAAGACAUGCUGCUUGAGCGAGGGGUCUCUGCAUUCUCUACCUGGGAGAAGGAGCUUCAUAAGAUUGUAUUUGAUCCACGUUAUCUGCUGCUCAAUCCCAAAGAGAGAAAACAGGUGUUUGAUCAGUAUGUGAAGACGCGUGCUGAGGAGGAGAGGAAGGAGAAAAAGAAUAAAAUCAUGCAGGUCAAAGAGGACUUCAAGAAAAUGAUGGAGGAAGCUAAACUGGGAGUCAGAACAACAUUCAGUGAGUUCGCUUCCAAACACGCCAAGGAUUCACGCUUUAAGGCCGUUGAAAAGAUGAAAGACAGAGAAGCCAUUUUUAAUGAAUAUAUGACGGCCUUCAGAAAGAAGGAGAAAGAGAACUCAAAGAAUCGUGGGGAGAAGGUCAAGCAAGACUUUUUUGAGCUCCUGUCAGAUUACCAUGUGGAUGGUCAGCAGCGCUGGAGCAAAGUGAAGGAAAAGAUGGAGACUGACCCUCGCUACAAGGCUGUGGAAACCUCGGCAGCUCGAGAGGAAUUCUUUAAAAACUAUGUGGAGCGUCUUGCCAAGAAUCCAGACUCUGAGAAAGAGAAGGAGCUAGAGAAACAGGCCCGGGUAGAGGCCAGUCUAAGGGAAAGAGAGCGCAUGGUGCAGAGAUUCCGCUCGGAGCAGACCAAAGAGAUUGACCGUGAGAGAGAACAGCACAAGAGGGAGGAGGCCAUCCAGAAUUUUAAAGCACUCUUGUCUGAUAUGGUAAAGUUGCCUGAUGCAAACUGGUCGGAGACACGUCGGACCCUGAGGAAGGAUCACCGCUGGGAGACAUCCUCACUGCUGGAGAGGGAUGAGAAAGAGAGGCUUUUUAACGAGCACAUCGAGAUCCUCGCAAAGAAGAAAAAGGAGCAAUUUCGCCAACUUCUGGACGAGACGAUCUCGAUCAAUUUGAUGACAUCUUGGAAGGAAGUGAAGAAACUCAUUAAAGAAGAUCCAAGAUGCAUCAAGUUUUCCAGCAGUGACAGAAAAAGACAGAGGGAGUUCGGUGAUUACAUCAAAGACAAGUACAUCACAGCCAAAGCAGACUUCCGAACUCUUCUGAAAGAGACCAAGUUCAUCACCUACAAAUCACGCAAGUUGAUGCAGGAGUCAGAGCAGCACUUGUCAGACAUAGAGAAGAUCUUAGAAAAGGAUAAAAGGUACCUGCUACUGGACUGUAUGUCAGAAGAGAGGCACAAACUCCUCAUGGCGUAUGUGGAGGAGCUGGACCGCAGGGGACCACCUCCUCCUCCCACUGCCUUUGAACCUGCUCGACGCUCCACUAAAUGAUAGCACACACCUCCCCGAUAUUUUUUCCCACUCCUUGGGCCCACACUACCACCGUUGACAUUGUAGACUCGCAGGAACGGCAAAUCACUCCAAUUCAAAGGUUCUACUUGUCAAACCUUUAAAAGUGAAUGGUACAUACCCACUUGCCCCUAGCUCAUGCCACAGAGAACAUCAUGAGAUAAUGACCAAUCAAUUCAGCUAAGCAUAAGAUAGAGACUAAGUAUUUGGACCAACUGGAAGGGUUUUUAAAUGAUGCAUUUCUAGGUCAUCUCCACAAGGAGCCACAAUGUUUUCAUGUUCUUACACAAACUCUUUAUCCGUCCAUUUGAGGGUUAAAGCCACAUUAGAUGCUCAGUGGUGAUUGCAGAGAGUCUGUCUUGUGUUCGGGUAACCGUACUGAACGUCAUCUGAAAGUAUGACCACCUGGUGCAUAUCACCCCUUUUUUUUUUCCUCCAGCCCCAUGCUACAGUCUCAAAUUGCGAACAUCAGUUCCGUUUCACAUGUCCAAUCUUUUGCUCCAAACUGUUAAGAAACUGUGAUUUGCUGAAAUUGGGAGAACCUCCCAAUUUUGUUAACAUUUUUGGUGACUUUAGUCACCCACAGGGAUAUUCAAGAAUUAUGAAAGCCUCUCUGUGUAUAUGUAAUUUUAACUGACUGUUGGGUUAACAUGUAAGAUGUUUCUAGAUGAUGAAUAUAUAUGGAUAAUAUGUAUUCAUUAGUUUGUUUACAGUGUGUUACAACGGACCGUAUGAGCACUGGCAGUUGGCCAUGUCAACUGGUCUUACAGUUUAAUUUAAUUGUUCAGAUGUUUCUUAAAAAAAGAUAUUGUUUUUUUGGACUUGCUUUCUGUACAGCUGAUGUUGAAUAAAAGCAACCAUUUUUUUUUUA